AUGUCAGAUAUCGAAAAGCAAGACCACCCCGACCGCUCAGUUGAGCAAUUGAGUUCCGCCAGGAAAUCCAAGUUCACCUGGAAGCCAGUUGCAGCCAUUUGCACUGCUCUCCUUGUGCUCUACAGCUCUGGCGGUGUGAUACCCUCGUGCACCCUGAAUGUCGAGGAAUUGUGGCCCUCGUUGAACGUAGACGCCGACGAUGUGUGCCCCCUUAUCCCGUAUGUCCGCCCAGAGACUUAUCUCAAGGAUAACUCUACCUUGGACAGGAUUAUCUACGAUGCUUCCUACAGAAACCAGUCCGCCGCAAAGCUCUCCGGAGCAGUCCAGGUCAAAACAGACACCUACGACGAUAGUCCACUAGUUGGCGACGAUCCUAAGUACUGGGAGGCCAAGUUUAAGCCAUUUCACCAGUAUUUGGCCAAGACAUUCCCAACCGUUUUCAAGAUCACUAAAUUGGAGAAGGUGAACAAUUGGGGGCUAGUGUUCACCUGGGAAGGCUCGGACGCUAGCUUGAAGCCAAUCUUAUUGACCGCACAUCAAGACGUGGUCCCCACACAGGAUGCCACCUUGAAGGAUUGGACCUACCCUCCAUACGACGGUGUUUACGAUGGUGAGCACUUGUGGGGCCGUGGGUCUGCGGACUGCAAGAACUUGUUGAUUGGGGUGUUAGAAGCAUUGGAGGAGUUGCACCAGGACGGAUUCAAGCCGAAAAGAACCAUCGUGUUGGGCUUUGGGUUCGACGAGGAAAUUGGAGGUGAAAACGGUGCUCAGCACAUUGGUAAGCACUUAAUUGAGAAGUACGGCAAGAGCUCUUUUUACGCAGUAAUCGAUGAAGGUGGGCAGAGUUUGAUAGAGCAAGACGACAUAUACUUGGCCCUUCCAGGCACUGGAGAAAAGGGAAUGGUCAACUUGGUCAUCGGCUUGAAUACACCAGGAGGACACUCACUGGUGCCACCAGCACACACCUCUAUUGGAAUCAUCUCCAAGUUGAUCAGUGCCAUAGAAGACAAGCAAUUUGACCCCAUCUUCUCGCCAAGAAACCCCACCUUCCAGGAAUUCCAGUGUGUAGCUGUACACUCGCCUAGUUUACUGACGCCAAUCAAGCAUGCUAUUUUGAACUCCGAACACAAUAAGAUCGCCAACGGCAUCGCCAUCGAGUAUUUGUCACGCAAGUCCUUGGAUGUCAAGGCGCUUAUUUCGACCACACAGGCGAUCGACAUUAUCCACGGAGGGGCCAAAUCCAAUGCACUUCCUGAGUACGUGGAAGCGGUUAUUAACCAUAGAAUAUCUGUAGAGAGUUCAGUGAACGCUACAGUGCAAAAGGAUUUAAAUCAGGUUUUUGAAUAUGCAGAAAAGUUCGACUUGGGAGUCGUCUACGAAGGAGAAGUCUUGAAGAACAAAACCGCUAAGGGCUACUUUACUGUUUACAAGGAGAGCACGUUGGAGCCAGCUCCAUUAACCCCCACAAAUGACAGACAUUGGGAAGUAUUGGGAGGAUCCAUCAGACAUGUGUACGAAGAGGUUGCCAUGCCAGAGAAGUUUGCAGAAAAGCCUGUGGUUGUAGCUCCAGGUAUCGCUACAGGUAAUACGGACACUCAGUGGUACUGGAGUCUCACUGAGCACAUCUUCCGUUACAGACCAGGCCUCACGCCUACCUUGGAAACACAUGCCCAUGGAGUUGAUGAGCAUAUUCCAUUUGAUUCGCACUUGCAGAUCAUUGCAUUUUACUAUGAGUAUCUUCAAGUGAUCGACGAGGAGAGCGACUAG
Dujonia railenensis is the source of this 1767-nucleotide messenger RNA. The record is from the annotation of a GenBank genome assembly. NCBI's taxonomy places the organism in Eukaryota, Fungi, Ascomycota, Pichiomycetes, Serinales, Debaryomycetaceae.